GUGUCUCUGACUCGAAUAAAACCGAGCGGAGCUGCAGCUCGACUCUGCGUGCAGCAGCAGCUGACCCACCGGCACCCGAAGGCAGAAACAUGGCCGAGCUCCCCCCGCAGGCAGAGGCGUUCAACAAGCCAAAGGUUGAGCUGCAUGUACACCUGGAUGGAGCCAUCAGGGUUCAGACUAUUCUUGAUGUUGCCAAGAGACGAGGCAUCCAUCUUCCAGCAACAACAGUGGAGGAGAUGAAACAGAAGAUUAUUCUUCACGAGCCUGGCACACUCACGAGUUUCUUGGAAAAAUUUGAAGAGUACAUGCACGUGAUUGCCGGUGACAGAGAGGCCAUAAAGAGGAUCGCCUAUGAGUUUGUAGAGGAUAAAGCUAAGGAAGGAGUCAUCUACGUCGAGGUCAGAUACAGCCCACAUUUACUGGCUAACACUAAAGUGGACCCUGUUCCAUGGAACCAAAAAGAAGGCGAUGUGAGUCCGGAUGAGGUGGUGCGUCUGGUUAACGAGGGCCUCAGUGAGGGGGGGAGGGCCUUCAAAAUCAAAGCCAGGUCCAUUCUAUGCUGCAUGCGCCACAUGCCAAACUGGUCCAUGGAGGUUUUGGAGCUGUGUAAGAAAUAUCGACACGAUGGUGUGGUGGCCAUCGAUCUGGCAGGAGAUGAGUCCCUCAACUGUAAGGCCUAUCCAAACCACAGGAUGGCCUAYGAGGAAGCAGUUCGCUGCGGGAUCCACAGGACGGUCCACGCUGGAGAGGUGGGCCCGGCCACGGUGGUGCGGGAGGCUGUAGAGGUGCUGAAAGCUGAGCGUGUCGGUCACGGGUACAGCACGCUGGAGGACCACGCCCUCUACAAACAGCUGCUGGACCAGAACAUGCACUUUGAGAUGUGUCCUGUUUCCAGUAAAUACACGGGGGCCUGCAACUCAGACUUCAGCAAACAUCCCAUCAUCAGGUUCAGGCAGGACAAGGCUAACUACUCCCUGAACACAGACGACCCUCUCAUCUUCAACUCGACCCUGCAGCUGGACUACAGCACGGCACACAAGUACAUGGGAUUUACUGAGGAAGAGUUCAAACGACUGAACAUCAAAUCUGCAGAGUCGUCCUUCCUGCCUGAGGAGGAGAAGGCGGAGCUCCUGGACAGACUGCACGAGGCGUACGAGCUGAUCCAGAGCACCGCCUUUUAAACCACACAGAUCUGAUGGAGAAACAACAGGAAGACAUCAGUCCAGCAGCUCCAUAUCUUUAUCUCCUGUGCAUCAUCAGCUUUCGUCUAACAUUUACACCCCUCUGCUUGUUCUGCUUCAUGGUGCUUUGUGAGAACAAGUUCCUCUGACAGGUGCGAAAAACACAUCCAUCCAUGUGUUAUAGUUUCUAAUGAAGCCUUUUCUAUUAUAUCUAAACUUUAAACUCCUCCAUUAUGUUUACAACCUUUUAGUAAACACACAAGCUUUAAAUAUACAAAUAUUCAGGACUCAAGAAGGUACAGUCUGUGCCCAGCAUCCACACCGGCCACCUGCAGACAAAAGACUAGUUCUCUGUAAACAGAUGACUGACACCACUGAAAACCUGCUACCAGAUAAGCUGGUCCACAUGCUGUUAAAAACCCACUAGAGAUCAAAUGCAUGAAACUGUCUGUGUGCAGAAAAGUCCAAAAUCUUUUUACUAGACCAAUAAGCUGGUCGAUGCCAUUAAGAGACGAGCAACCAGAAGGGACAAAACCAGAAGCUGUUGGUCUGACAGACAGGUCUGCUCGUCUYAGAUCUCCUGUAGAGACACCAGAUCAUCUGAAACAGAUCCAUGCACAGGUCUGUAAGACCAGGAUCAGAACUUUGACACCCCGCAGAGCCAGUCAUGAUCCACAUUAAUAUAAGAAUGUAUUUAUAAACCAAGAUUUUAAAUUAAGUUUUAUUUAAAAAAAUCUGAAAUGCACUACGUGUGAGAACUUUUAGAAAAGCCAAAAAUAUUUGUAACAUGAUAUUCAAGAGAUUUUUUUUAUUUUAUUUUUUCUCUUUUAAUUUGCUUAAAGGGGCAAUAUCAUGUAAAAUCAACUU
Molecule: messenger RNA, 2048 nt
Organism: Austrofundulus limnaeus
Lineage: Eukaryota; Metazoa; Chordata; Actinopteri; Cyprinodontiformes; Rivulidae
Gene: ada
Product: adenosine deaminase
Exons: 11
Coding region: 90-1181 (363 amino acids)
Biological process (GO): purine ribonucleoside monophosphate biosynthetic process; adenosine catabolic process; inosine biosynthetic process
Cellular component (GO): external side of plasma membrane; cytosol
Molecular function (GO): adenosine deaminase activity
Source: RefSeq, a predicted model, not a curated record